Molecule: messenger RNA, 1385 nt
Organism: Mycotypha africana
Lineage: Eukaryota; Fungi; Mucoromycota; Mucoromycetes; Mucorales; Mycotyphaceae
Product: cytidine deaminase-like protein
Exons: 5
Coding region: 87-1124 (345 amino acids)
Cellular component (GO): nucleus; cytoplasm
Molecular function (GO): tRNA-specific adenosine-34 deaminase activity
Source: RefSeq, a predicted model, not a curated record
GUAAUUGUUUCCGCCGGUCACACACACUGUCCAUAAACCGAAGAAAAAAAAAACCAAAAAAAAAUGAUGCUUCAUUUCUUACUCUCAUGACGGAAACGAAUGGCAAGCAAGCAGCCUCAAGUACUCAAUCGAAACCUGUUAAACCAACAUACCUUCAUCGGGAAGAAUGGCCCUUCCAAGAAGUAAUGGAUGAUGCUUAUGAACGUGAGCUAGAAAUAAUUCAAGUCUUUACAGUCUAUGUGGAGCCAAAACAAACAAAUGAUAUAUUAAAAUUGGCUCAGAAAAAGCUACCUCCUUUAGAAGGUUUAGAUCACUGUAAAAGAAUUAGACGACAACCAAAACCAGGCAAUGAUAAAGAAUACAUUUUAGAAGUUAUUCUCUGUAAAAAAGAUAGAAUAGAUCAAGAGCAGUUAGAGAAAAUAUUUUCAGAUAACAACAUCAUACCUAUACAAUUUAACAUCAUUCCUCUCUCGAAACAUGCGCCACUCAAUACAAAGCAAUAUGAAGCAUGGAAACACCUAUGGCCACUCAACUAUCGCGAAGACACUCGAUUAGAUCCGAAAUUCACAAAAGAGGAUAUCAUGACAGUUCAUGAACAUAUACAACACUUAUUCAAUACAGCAGAAGGAAGCGUGAAAUGCCGCAUUGUACAUCCCGUGACAAAUAAAGUUUUGAGUGAAGAAAGUGAUCAUCGCUCGAGGCAUCCUCUUCAUCAUGCCGUCAUUAAUUGCAUCAAUUCAAUAGCUGCAUUGGAGUUUGAGGCCAACGGAAAACGAGGACGAUUGAAAAGAAUGUCGAAUGAAAUGACCGGGAACGAAGACGACUCAACAGAAGAAGCGACAACAUCCCCAGCGAAACCAACGGCACCAACGGCUUACUUGUGCACGGGCUAUGAUGUCUAUCUAACACAUGAACCAUGCGCUAUGUGCGCUAUGGCACUAUUGCACUCCAGAGUAGCUCGUGUGUUCUACAGUAUACCCUCAAAGACAGGUGCUUUUGGAACCAACUAUAAGAUCCACUCGCAUCAUAGCCUGAACCACCAUUUCCGUGUGUUCAAGAACGUUCUCUACGAAGACAUGCAAUCAUACCGACUCCAUCCUGCGCUAAUUGACCAAGAACUAUAAUAAAAGAUGAAUCCUAAAAAGGAAAAAAAGAUCAUGCGUUGGCGCUGUUCAUUACAUAUUGAACUGUUUGAGAGUAUAUCUGAUUGUGUCAGACGAGAAUGAAAUGAUAGAUUUAAGGACCCAUCUUCAGAAAAAGGCAUAGAAGCUUACAGCAGAUCACUUUUGCAUGAAACAGCCCCUUUCUUUCUGGAUCACUUCCUUUACCUUUUUUUUUUUUUUUUUUUUUCUGUGAUUUGUAUUAAACCUAAUUUUUCUUUCUUU